Molecule: messenger RNA, 2632 nt
Organism: Danio aesculapii
Lineage: Eukaryota; Metazoa; Chordata; Actinopteri; Cypriniformes; Danionidae
Exons: 2
Coding region: 70-1047 (325 amino acids)
Source: RefSeq, a predicted model, not a curated record
UAAUCAAUCCCCAAAUCUUAUUGUCAAUCAUCGAUUAUGUAAGGGCUAGAUAAAUGUGUAGGGCAGAGAAUGUGCGCUGUUCCUCUGCUGGAGAUGAUGGGGGCGAGUGAAUCUCAAGCCAAAAUGCUUCAGCAGCAGGAUCAUCAGGUGGCGAGUCCCGAAGCACCGCCGUCCAUCAAUCUGCGCAUCAGUCAGAAGAGAUGCACCGACAAAGAUGGAAACUACAACUUCUUGGGUCCGAAUGAUGAUGAUAUAAUGAUGAUGGGGGAUGAGAAUCGAAACCAGGUGCGUCCCAGAGCUUUAGGCAGAGAUUUAUCCUCCAAUCACUACAACACCGGACCGUUUUCUCCACUAUCCCGCCUCCCAAGCUGGAGCCCUCUAGAGCCACUUCCAGAAAUCGAAAGUGGGGAUGACAUGGGCGGCCGAGUGCCUCCUGAUGGAGCUGAAGAGGGGAAGGUGGAUGAAGAGAUGUGCAGGCUGACGGAUGAUGAGAAAAACGAGUAUGAAGACAGUCAGAAAGCUGAAGAUCUCCUAGAUGAUGAGGAUGAUGAUGAGGAUGAUGAUGUUAUUGAUUGGGGAAACAGCGAUGAUGAAGAUUUUGAGUUCAGCUAUAAGUCUGAGAGCUCCAGCAUGGACAGUGCAGGAGCCAAAACCUCCAUCUGGGAGCAGGUCUGUGUGUCGGAAAGCACUGAGAAGAGAUCCAAACUCAAAGCAGCGGGCCGCCGGGAGAGCGUGGAGGGGAUGGACGGCGCCGGCUCGUCGGAUUCGGAUUGUGAGCCAUGCACGGAGCUGCCGGAGCUGAUGGAGGCGGUGUGGACGCUGCAGGACCGGGAGAAGUUCAAGGCGCAGGAGAUGGAGAAGCAUCAGGUGCAGCUGAGCAUGUACCGGCGGCUGGCGCUGAUCCGCUGGCUGAGGACGCUGCAGGGCCGAGUGCAGGAGCAGCAGAACCGCCUGCAGAACAGCUUCGACAUCAUCCUCACACACAGGAAAGAGCUGCUGCGCAUGGGGGCGGCCAAUACUGCUGCUGCAGCCACUGCUGCACAAUAACACACACACAGACGCACACAUGCACAGAUACACACACAUACACACAGACACUCGCACACAGGAAAGAGCUGCUGAGCAUGAGAGCGGCCACUGCACAAUAACACACACACACACACACGAUCACUUACACACUCAAACACACAGACAGACGCACACACACAGUCACUCACUCACACCGAGACACGCACUCAGACACACACACACUCACAGAGACACACACAAAGUCAGUCGUUCACACACAGACACACUCAUAUAGACAGACACACACACACACACAUCUAUGCGCAAACUUACACACACACAUAGAAGCACACUCACACAGAGAAAAGAGAUGCUGUGCAUGGGUGCUGUCAAUGCUGCACAAUAAAACGCGCAUGCACACACACACACACACACACACUGAGAAAGUCAUAAGAUCGGCUGAUGACUAUCGUCAUGUGAAAAGUCAUCUUUGUGCAUCUCCUUCCCAAAAUCAUCUCCUAGAUUUAGCUUUAGUUUAAUCAUUAUCAGAAUAAACAAGUCCUGCAAAGAGUCCUCUUAAAGGGACAGUUCACCAAUAAAUCAUCAAUUACUGUCCCUCAAGUGAGUAAAUGAUGACACAGGGUUCAUUUCUGCAUAGAAAAUGUAAAUUCUGUCAUCCUUUACUCAUCCUCACGUGUUUAUAAACGUUUAUACACAUCGUUCCUCUGUUGAACACAAAAGGAGAUGUUUUGAAGAAUGUUAGAAACCUGUAACCAUUGACUUCUAUAGUAGUAAAAACAAAUACUAUGGAAGUCAAUGGUUACAGGUUUCUAGAAGAACAGAAUAAAGAAGCUCAAACAGGAUUAUGACAAGUGAAGGAUGAGGAAAGUAGGACAGAAUAUUCAUUUGAGGGUGAACUAUUCAUUUAAGGGGUCAGUUCACACUAAAAUCAUUAUUUACUCAUCGUUUACUGUCCCUCAGGUGAGUAAAUGAUGGCAGAAUGUUUAUUUUUGGAUGUAAAAUGUACAAUUCUGUCACCUGAACUCAUCCUCAAGUGGUUAUAAAUCUUUAUACGCUUCUUGCCUCUGUUGAACACAAAAGGAGAUGUUUUGAAGAAUGUUAGAAACCUGUAACCAUUGACUUCUAUAGUAGUAAAAACAAAUACUAUGGAUGUCAAUGGUUACAGGUUUCCAGAAGAACAGAAUAAAGAAACUCAAACAGGAUUAUGACAAGUGAAGGAUGAGGAAAGUAGGACAGAAUAUUCAUUUGAGGGUGAACUAUUCAUUUAAAGGGCCAGUUCACCCUAAAAUUAAUGUUUUGUCAUAAUUUACUCAUCUUUUACUUGUACAAAUCUGAGUUUUUUCUUCUGUUGAACACAAACGAAGAUAAACUGAAGAGCGUUAGUAAAAUGGUAUUAUUUGGAUGUCUACGAGAACAUUCUUCAAAGUAUCUUCUUUUGUGUUUUAUUUGUGUUGUAGCCAUUGUAUUGUUUAUUGUCAGAUUUACACUAACAUUCUUCAAAGUAUCUUCUUUUGUAUUUGUGUUAGACAUUUUCAUGUUAUUGAGUAAACACACCUCUGACAUGAUAUAUCUUUAAACAAAUGUCAUAUAUAUGUUUUUGUGU